AGACAAUGGAGGUUAUGGAACACGGUUCUCUGUUUAUUUAUUUUACAAAACCCUCUACGAGGUAGCCCCGAAGUCCAUCCGAAAAAAUAAGGAAGAGACAAUCGGGAUUCCGUCGUAUUGAUUCGGAAUAUUUUUGCGCCCCGGGUCACCGCGCAUUUCUAGGAAAGACAAGCCGUGCAAACAGGAACAAUGGCCAUCUCCUGUGAGGAAAGAAGAUAUGAAAGUUUUUAUUUAUCGCGCUAUAUGAAGCCAUAGAAAUACGCUUAAGAAAUGUCGUAGUAGCGUAAAUCUACCUAAACACGAAGAAGGAAGAUAGCUCGAUUGUUGUGAUUCUUUUCUCCCACGUGUGAAGUCCCAACAACAUGGCCUAAAAGACAGAUAUCUAAAGAGGAAGCCCAAAUUCAUGCUCUAUUAUCAUGGCCAACUUUUUAGAGAUGGCUGGCAUGGCUGAAAUGGCACAACAAAUGGGAAAUUAUGAGCAAUCUGUUGAGCUGUACACCAGUGCAUUACAGUGCAUCCCUCCCAAUAUGCCUCAUGACUUCUUUGUCAGGCUGCUGCGAGAUCGUGCUGAGGUCAACUGGCAGUUACUCAGAUAUGAAGACGCUUGCAGUGACAUAGACACAGCACUUAAGAUUGAUCCGAUGCUUGCAUUGGGCUGUGAGCUUGCAUGUGAUGUACAGGCAAACAGAUGGAUUGACCGUGGAGAUGAGAUGACUAAUGCGGGGAAUGUCGAUGCUGCAAUACACUGCUUUUCCAUUGUCUUAAACUUCAGCAAGAAGAGCCGCAAAGUGAUCACCACUGCUUCUGCAUUGGUGCGCAGAGCAACAAUGUACUACCGCAAAGGAGAUAUUUCAUUUGCACGAAAGGACAUCAACUCUUGUAGAAAGAUUCACCCUGAGCUAGCCAAGGGUCAGGGAGCUGCCAGCAUAAAAAUAGGAGAUGUUUUGUUUGGCAAGAAAAAGUAUGCUGAAGCAUUGGAUCUCUAUAAGCUAGCUCUUGAGUUUUGUACAGCGGAUAUGGAUGCAGUGUGCUUUGAAGCACACAACUGCAUUGCUUCGUGCUAUUUCUGCCUCAAGAACUAUGACAAAGCAUUGAUAGCUGGCAAAGAAGCAGUUAAAGUGAAACAGUGCAAGUCAGCCUCUGAGGCCAAGAAGUGGAAGGAAAGGGGUAAGGAGCUCUUCAAAGCCAACAAAUACAGUCUUCUGGACGAGUACUACUCCCUGGCAUUAUCAUAUGCGCAUCACUCCGACAAGGAGCUAGUGUCUCAGUUGCUCUGCAAUCGCUCUCUGGCUUUCUUAAAAAAGAACUUCCUGAAGUCUGCACUUACGGAUGCCAAGGAGUGUGUCAAGACUAGACCCUCUUGGUCCAAGGGCCAUUAUCGUCUUGGCUCAUGUCUUGCACAGUCUGACCAGGGAGUUGAGGCAAUGAUAGCUUUUUCUGCUGCAUAUGACCUCUGUGAAGCAGAAGAGGAGAAAUAUGAUGUUUUUGACCAGAUGCUUGCACUCUCAGCUAAAGCAGGUGUUCCUUCAGGAAUAAAGCUAGAGGAGAUACAUUGCAAAAAGUUCACUAAAAGAGCCACAAAUGAAGCAGUCAAGAAGAACGAUUUUGCAAAACUGUGGGCCCUUUUUUUGGGAGGGAUUGAAGGACAUGGGCUAGGAGAUAGUGGGUUGGCAAUGCUAUAUGAGUGUGAUACUGCAUCAUGUGAUUUGGGCAAGAUAGUGGCUGCUAAAGUACCAGGUGACCUUCCGACACUAAUUUCAGCACUGGCAGAUCACGGGGCACUUGUUGAUGGGACACCAGGCUGUCAAAAGCCUCCCAUCUUGUGCGCUAUGGAAGAGAAAGAGUUUAAGUUAGCAUCUGAGCUGAUUAGGAGGAAUGCUGAUCUUGGUUGCCUUUAUGGCAAACAGAACCUCAUCUCUGAGGACCGUGCAGUAUUCCUGUUCAAAGAAGCAGAGAAAAUGUUAAAUCCAAACUACAUCUCGACAAACCAGGUGCUACCAGUGUACUAUGCCUGCAUUGAGCUUUGCCCAACAUGGCUGAAAAAUCUUCAGGGCGCUUGUCAAGACAGUAUAUCUGGUGCAUACUUUCUAGAGAAGGAUUAUGCAAAAUGUAUUGACGCGGGGAUGAAGUCCUACUCUUUACAUCCACACCCUUCUGAGAGAAAUGCUUUGGAAUGGCGUGAGCGUGGCAAUAUCAUCUUCAAAGAGAAGGAAAUGCAGGAGAACAAAGACAAUCUACUGAUCCGUUAUUAUUCCCUGGCUAUCAACUACUCCCCUGAGUCGUGUUCUGAGAUGCGUGGGGCUCUUCUUAGCAACCGCUGCCUUAUCUAUCUCAAUAUGUAUCAGUACGAUGAAGCUCUUGCAGAUGCUAAGAAGUGUGUUGCAUCCAGGCCUGGCUGGUUCAAGGCAUACUAUCGACUCAGCUGCUGUUUGAAGGCUCUAGGAAAGACUACUGAAGCCCUCAAAGCGGCUUGUGACGGCUACAGAAAGGCUGACUGUAAUGAGGACAAGGUUUGCAUGGCGACACAGGUCAUAGCAAGUGCCACUGAAGCAAAAGGUGGAACAAUGAGUGUCACGUGCAAGAUAUCAGAUCCAGUCAUGCAGCGAAUCAUUAAAGAUAUCUGCAACAAGAAGGAGUGGGACAAGCUAAAACUCCUCUUUCUCGGAGGUGACCCCAACAGAAACUUCCCUCAAGGCCGGGGAGGCCUUGCUACAGGAACUGAUGCCUCACACAUCCCUCUGGACAGUGUCCUGCGGUCCGACAUGUCUAACUUGAGCAAGCUGGUAGCUGUGCUAAUAGACCAUGGUGCAGAUGUGAAUGGUAUGAGAGGAAGCAAGAAUCGGCCCCUUUGCUUAGCACUAGCUCAAGAGAAGUACAGCAUUGUGGCGCAGUUAUUAAAGCACAAGGCGGAUCCGUCAUGUAUUGGUGCUAAACUGCCUGAUAAACCUGCCAACAAAGAGUGUCAGUUUCAGCAUUGGAAGGAUCUUGCAACCAAGGCAAUGAACGCAAAAGACUACUCUCGUGCCAUUCAACUGCUGAAUAUAGCCCUCCAGUUUACUUCCUCGUCUUCGAAGGACGCUAACCACAAACUGCACACGCUCUUUGCAACUGCAUACUUUGAGCUCAAGAUGUACGAGAAGGCCCUAGAAAAUGGAAACGAAUGCUUUAAACUCAAGCCAGUCAAGGAUCAGGCUGAAGCAUACAAGUGGAAAGAUCGAGGUAAAGAGCUAUUCAGAGACAAACGUUACGUUCUUCUAGUCGAGUUCUACACUUUAGCUAUCAAGUACGUGCCAUCCAAUGAGAAGGAGCUGCUUGCCACACUCUUGGGGAACCGUGCUCUGGCCCACUACAACAUGAGUAACUACCAACAAGGGCUUGACGACGCGAAGAGCUGCUCCCGCUUCAGACCAGAAUGGUACAAGGGCUACGCUCGUCAGGGGUACUGUUAUUCCUGUCUAAACCAACACAAAGAAGCACUUCGUGCUUUUAGUGAGGCGCUGAACAGAGCUGCUAAUCCAGAAGACCAGUUCACUAUCUUUAACCAGAUACUUGCUUGUGCGGCCUUGUUACCAGACGGCAUAUCUAGCUUAACAUGCAACCUCCCAGAGGCAGUAGUCAAGAGGGCGGUGAAAGAUGCCUGUGCGACCCAAGACUGGGCCAAACUCGAUAUGCUUUACCUUGGUGGAGGGGGAUCCAAGCGCUGCAGGAAAGGCGAGGGCGGUUUUGCUACUGGCAUGAGUGCGGCUGAUAUUCCAAUCGAACACAUUGUGCAGAGCACUUACAUGAGAAAGGCGCAACUGAUAACAACCCUACUGGAGAAUGGUGCAAAGGCAGAUGGACUAAAUCAAACAGCCAAGCCCCCUUUGGCCAUUGCCUUCGACAACGAGGAGUUUGGGAUCGUAGUAUCCCUACUGCAGUACAAUGCCUCCGCUUCUCUCAUUUUAGAUGGUGCAACAGGACCUUUGCAGAUAGCUUUCAACAUGGCUGUCAAGAAAGGCAAGUUUCAUUUUCUGAAGGCGCUGUUGGAUGCUGAAGGCAUAGAUGUCGACGCUAAAGACAGAACUGGUAACACAGUUCUUCAUCAGGCAUGUCUUGCUCAGUCAAGCAAGCGCAAAUGUGAUGCCAUCCAAGCCAUUCUCGAUGGCGGUGCCAAUCCUGCAAUAAAGAACAACGAAGGAAAGCAGCCACUUGACCUCAUCAUGGCCAAAAAAGACCCCCGAGUUAAAUUAAUCCGUGCAGCCGUGAAUGCACUAAAAAGUGGGAACAAGAAACCACGGAAGAGAAACCGGCAGGUAAAGCAGGUUGAAUUGAGAGACAACAACUCUGUGCCAACGGACGGUUCGACCAAGACUGCAUCCCUUUCACCUAGUGAGGGGACUUCUGAGGGAGAUGCUGAUCAAGAACCAAAUAAGGCCUCCGCAUCUCACUACACUCAAAAGAAAACAACAGGAAGCAGCUCAACAGAGGCACUAAGGGAAGAUAUAUCUUAUAUGCUCGAGGCAGUGACACCAGCGGAACUAGAUGUCCCAACGGAUAAUGAAGACGAAAUUGGAGAUGAAAAGGCUCCAAUUGCAGCUGAUGGCUUAGAAGUUGUUACAGCUUCCGAAGCAGAAGGGUUGGAAGAGAACGGGCAGGACACAUAUGAAGAAGAGGAGGAUGAAGAAGCUGAAGAGGAACUUUCUGGAGUUCCUGAAUCCAAUCUCCUGUCUGCAUUUGAGAAUCUUCCAUGGGAAGUCGACUGUACAGAUGUAUUUUGGAAAGUACUGCAGAGCAAUGAAAUUGCACUAGACACCAAGCGAAUGAUCAUCAGCAAGAUCUGCAUGCUAGCUCAGGGCCGCUGGACCAAGAAGCUUUGCCGGAGGAUAGACGGAUCACCAAGGGAACAAGGGAUGUUCCUCUUUAAAGCACGUGCAGCAAAAGCAGCUUGGAUCAUCUGGGAGUUGAGUGUAGCAUUUUCGGCAAGGUGUAGCGAUGACCGUGAAAUGCGGGGCCAAGAUGGGACACAUUCAGGUCGUGUUUAUACUGAGAUCAUCCGUGUCUGGGACGUUGCAACAGAUUAUCGUUCCAUUGAUGGAAAAGUUGAAAGAAUUGUGAAGUCCCACAACCGUGGUCUCAACUGCAUGGUAAAGAAAGAGCUGCAGGGAUUCAAGAAAUCCUUGUAUAAACCAGUUGGUGAAGGUGAAAGGCUUCCAAAUUUCUUCACUGAAGUUUCAGAGUCUGUGGAUGAGCUUGUCGGUGAGCGGAGUGGUACAUGCUCAUCAAUGAAGCUGUUUGUUCCGCCUGCUAGCCCCAAUGACCAGGAGUACCACAUUCUUAAGUUUUACGCAUUCUCCUCGGCGCUUGUCAACAGCGUGCUGCAGAUGGCAAUUACAGGGAGAAUGGACUUCCCAUUCCGUGUAACUGAGCUUGAGCACCGUAUUAUUAACCUAAGACCCAACCCGCCAAGAUCAGUUAUUCUUUUGGGGCGAAGUGGCACUGGUAAAACCACUUGCUGUUUGUAUCGCCUGUGGAACGAAUUCCGGUCCUAUUGGGAAAAAGCUGUCAGUGCAGGACCACACAUUCCCAAGAUGUUGGAAUUCAUACAGAAAGAAAAUGGUUCUGCGGCAGUCAGCAACGAAGAGGAAAUGAAAGAGGAGGAAACACACGACGAGAAACCAGAGGAGAACCCUGAAGUGCCAGAAGUAAAUGAAGAGGACUUUAUUCGAGCUGCGGAUGCACGUCGGAGAGGUGAAGAUGGAGAUACAGAAGAGCUCGAUGGCGAAGAAAAGUACGAGCACCUACACCAAGUUUUCGUAACCAAGAAUGCGGUCCUGUGCACCGAGGUGAGGAAGAACUUCAAAGAACUUACACGUGCUUGUUCAGCCGCUCAGGAGCAUGUCCAAGGUGAAGACAACCCACUUCCUUACAGAAUCACAGACAUGGAAGAAACUGCAUGGCCACUGUUUGUUAAUUCACGGACAUUGCUUUUGAUGUUGGAUGCCUCUCUUGAUGGUAAAGAGUUUUUUCCACGUGCUGAAGAUGGAAGCCUUGUCCGGAAAAUCACUGGAUGGGGUGAAGGAGAGGCUCACAUGAAUGCAAUAAUAGAAGAAGUUGACUCAGACACCGAAGAUGAGGAGCAAGGUAAUCUACCAGAAGAGCAGAAUGAUAACGCACGAGGACGUGCCAAUUUCGACCCCCGGAGAGAAGUCACAUAUGGAGUGUUUGCCAACGAACUUUGGACAAAGAUUUGCAAAGGAAAUAAGGUUGUGUUCCACCCUACCCUGUUAUGGAUGGAGAUCAGGUCAUUUAUCAAAGGUUCUGUCGAGGCUCUGCAUUCAGAGAAAGGGUACUUGACUCUAGAAGAGUAUCACUCCAUUGGCAGGAAACGAGCCCCCAAUUUUCCAGCGGACCGUAGCGAGGUUUAUGCCUUGUUUCGAGUCUACCAGAGAAUGAAAUCCACACUUGGAAUGUUCGAUGAGGCAGAUAUAGUGCAUAAUUUGUUUACCCGCUUGCAACAAGUCGGGCCUCCAGACUGGUCUAUCCACAGAAUCUAUGUGGACGAGACACAAGACUUCACCCAGGCAGAGCUCUCAUUACUGAUCAGAUGCUCUAGAGACCCCAAUGGACUGUUCUUCACUGGAGACACCGCCCAGAGCAUCAUGCGAGGCAUAGCCUUCCGCUUCAGCGACCUCAAGUCACUGUUCUACUACGCACAGCAGUCAUACCAUUCUGUUGGCAUCCAGUCAGGGGUGCGCGUUCCAGACCAACUGUACCAGCUAACUCACAACUACAGGUCUCAUGUGGGCAUCCUGAAGCUGGCGUCCUGUGUGGUGGAUCUCCUGGUCUACUUCUUCCCUGAUUCCUUUGACAGGCUCAGAAAGGAUCAAGGACUUUUCGAUGGUCCAAAACCUGUCUUGCUGGAAUCCUGCAGCUUCAGCGACCUUGCCAUGAUUUUACAAGGCAACAAACGGAGAUCGUCAAGGAUCGAGUUUGGUGCCCACCAGGUGAUCUUGGUGGCUUCAGAUGAGUCGCGGCAGAGCAUGCCUGAUGAGCUCAAACAUGGCCUGGUGAUGACUAUUUACGAGGCUAAGGGCUUAGAGUUUGAUGACGUCUUGAUCUACAAUUUUUUCAAGGACUCCCAGGCUCGAAAGGAGUGGAGGGUUGUGUCAAGCUUUGUAAAGAGUCUUGAGGAAGGCAAAGCAACCUGUUCUAGCGGCCUUGCCGUCCUUACUGACGACGACCUCGCCACCACGUCUAGGCCCCUGACAUUUGACGAGGUCAAGCACAAGGUACUGAACUCAGAGUUCAAGUAUCUCUACACGGCAAUCACCCGUGCCAGAGUCAAUGUCUGGUUCUUUGAUGAGGACGAGGAGGCGAGAGCACCAAUGUUCGAGUACUUCCAGAAGCUUGGACUUGUGCGCGUUGUGCAGAUCUCAGAGGAAUCUGACACCUUGUCUAGUAUGUUUGUAGAGCAGUCCACAGAAGCCGAGUGGCAGAAACGUGGAAAGGAUUUCUUUUCUCGUGGCAUGUGGGAGGUGGCGAUCAAGUGUUUUACCUUCUCGCAAGAUGAAGGCAUGAUACGAAAGAGUCAAGCCCAUCUCCAAGCUGCCGAGGCCCACAAGCUGCGCACUAAUCCUAAAGCAAUGCAAGUGGAGUACCUCAAGGCAGCACACCAGUUCCUCAAGUGCCGCAUGGUACCGGAAGCUGCCGUUUGCUUGAGAAACGCUAAAGAGAGAGUCCUGCUGGCUCGUUUGCACAGGAACAUUGGAAGGUACGAGGAGGCCGCCAAGCUGUUCGCUCGUGAGCAAAUGUACCUGGCUGCCAGCGAGUGUUAUGAGACAAUCAGCGACUACUUCAACGCUGUUGAGGUUCUGUGCAGGGGUAGUUUGUACAAGGAUGCGAUCGAUGCUGUUGAGAGGUACAACAGCCUUGCAGGUAGAGACGGGGUUGUAACAGGUAUUCGUCCACCCAAGGUCUCUAGGACUGUGGAGCGCUUGUGCCAUCAGCUGGCAGAGGAACACUUCCGUAUUGGAAAACCAGAUGACAUGGUAGCAGUCCUCAACAGACUGCCCUCAGUAGAUGACAAGAUCGCCUUCCUGCAGCGGCAUGGCUGCGUCCAGGAGACCAUAGAAGCUUUGCUUGAGGAGUCGAGGUUCGACGAGGCUGCCAAGGUGCUCAAGACCAACGGGCGCUUCUCCGAGGCUGCCAAGUACUCGACCGAUCCCCAUGUGCUGGCAGACUGUCACCUAUCCAGGGCAAGAGCGGCCUGUGCUCAUAACACGAUUGAAGAUGCUGUUGAACCCCUGGAGGAAGCACUACGACUUUUUAUCAAGGUCAAAGACAAGAUAGGUGAAGCGGAAGCCAGGAUGUUGCUAGGAAAAUGCAAAAGGAGUUCCGAUGACUUGGACCAGGCACGUAGGCUGUUCUACAAUAGCAACCAUGCUGUUGGGGAAUUCAGUGCUUGCGUGAUGUUGUACAGAGUCAGUGGUAUGGAUCUGCCACAAUCUGUGCCUUUCCGUCAUAUUCUAGACGCGCUUGAACACGUUCUUAGCCUGGUGCUAACAAUGAGUAAGCAAUCCAGCAUGUACACGAAUGCAGAGCAGCGGACGGUGAUGUUGUGCGAGGGAUUCUAUGGUCUUGAGCCAGCAGAAAGUUCCAGCCAAAGGUGCAUCUACCCGAAGAGUGGCAGCCGCUUUGCAUCUAUAGCGCUGAUGAAAGAUGACAUCAGGCACGUCAUAGAUGUAAAACAAGCUUACAAGCUGAUUGCAGACACAUUACUUUUACAGGCAGCUGAAUUCACUAACCAACUCAAGACCUGCUUGAAGAGGCAUGUGAGGGAAAACUUACAAUGCAAGAUGUACAAUGUCGGAAUCCCAUGUCACGAAAGCUGCAUGUACCAGCACAAUAAAAUAACCCCAGAGCAGUUUAGGGUGCUGUUUGAAGGACGGAUUAACGAACUCCUCCUGAAUGCUGUCGCUGGGAAAUUCAUCCAUGCAGCACCCAAGCAGGCACAGCAGCAGUUCACCAAUAGAGUGUCAAUAGCCAAGGAGAUAGCCAGCUUUAGGGACUGCCAUGCGCUCUAUGACCUGUUCUUUCCCAAUGUUGGUCACCAGGGGGUGUUUGUUACUCGAGAGAUCAUGCGGCAGGUUAGGCGUAACCGCUUGGUAUGUGAACGCCUGGAGGCGUUUGCUGAGGCAGUAUGGAAAGCUGACCAGAGAAGCACUAAGGUGCCACAUUUGGACUCAGAUGUGUUUAUACAGAUUACACGUGUCCUUUACCUGACUGGUGCAUCCAAGAAGCUUCUCCUGUGGUUGUCUAUUGACGAGAAAGUUAAUCCACGGUCUGAUGCAAUGCUGAAUGACAAGCGGAGUGGUCGUUCCCGCUCAUUCCUGUCCGUCUUCCACGACGGGCUUCGGCUUCUGCAUAGUUACGGCGAUGUGCUAAACAGCUCUCACUCGAUUCUACGCCGGUACCUGACUUUUAUCGCCAAGAAGACCACGCUCCCUGUUCCCUCCAUUAUCAAUACAGUGUCAAUCAUCGAGCAACAGUUGGUGGUGUGCCUUGCACUCUACGCCAGACUCUCCAUUGAUUAUAACUACCACGUUUGUCUGCCUGAAAGCUACUUGCAGGCGAUCAACAUUUAUGAUAUGGUGAACUGCAGUGAUAAGGCUCAAGGCAGUAUAUACCAAGCUGUGGAGGCAACAGCUAUGCAGUCCCGUACGAACUUUAUCAUCAGCUCUGUACACAGCUUGUUGCUGUACAUGGUUCAGCUGGUGUGUGGCGUCAUAGGCAAACACUUCAACAUCAUCCGUGAUGCGUUCGUCUUCAGGCAUGGCGAUGAGAUUGUGUCAGGCGAGGUUGAAAGAACACUUGUCUUGGCAUUGACAAUGCUCUGCAAUUGUGGCUUUGGCAUACCAUUUAACUGCAGCGCCUUCUUACUGGAUAACCUCCGCAGCUUAUCCAUGCAGAUCACCUUCCCUAGCCGCAUCCGCCAGGCGCUUCAGGCAGUACAGACAGCAAGCCACAUACCUGACGUUGUUGCUGCCCUGGAGGCUUUCCUGCAGAGUCGAAGCGAGCGGCUGUACUGUCUUCGUUGGAACCAGCACUCGCUUCAUUUCAGCAAACAAGUGGGAGCAUCACUAUUUAGUCAGAUGCGCCCAUCCCAGCUCUUUGCAUUCGGUAAUGCAGGGCAAGUAGAGGCGGUCGAGGCCCAUGCCAGUCAUGAGGACCCGCCAGAGUUCCAGAUGCCGCAGAGGUACCUUGAGCAGCAGCAGAGGGAGCGGCAGGAGGUUGAGGUGGAGAUGGCUGCCAUCAAGAUUCAGAAAUGGUAUCGGAGGAUCAAGUGUGCACAGCAACAGGCGCAAGUACCUUUUACGGCUCCACCCACCCUACAAGUAGACGAGCUCAUGUACCAGUCGACUGUGUUACACUUCGAUAAAUUCAAGGCGGAUGCAUCCGAGUGCUCAGUGUGUCGAGUCAGAUUUAGCCUGCAGACAGGUGAUGGUUACGUGACCAGUGAGGUUGCCAUGCCGACGUUCGAGGAGCACGUAAGUGAGGGAAGCCCUCAUCACCAGCGCGUGGCCGAGUUCGAGAAAUACCGGGAGUGGCAUAUGAAGAGGGUGUUACCGCUCUUUGUUCAGGACACCAAGUUGAGAGAAAAGAUCGAGAAUGCCGAGGGACGUACGAGUGGUGGUCCGUCAGGGCACAAUUUUGGAUUGGAUUCUCAGCGCCUUUCAUGUGCACGCGGCUAUGUGUCCCAGGCGAUUCAAGAGUUUGAGAGUGCUGGCCAGUGGAGGAAUCUAAAGGACCUCGAACCACUUAUCAAAACUUUCGAGGACACCAUUCAAACAAUUGAAGUAGUUCUCUUACAAGAUGUAGUAAACAAAGGUGGACCAGCGGAGGCCGAUGAGGCUGAACAGGGCGAGGACUGGGACGAGGAGGAACCGGAAGAACUGGCACCAAGUGGCGUUAGGCGUGGUCGCUCAGGUCGAAGGCAAAGGAAGCGAGGUGGGAAUAGAAAAAAGGGCAGAAACGAGGAGAAGAGGAAGUGAAAAGACAGCCCCAAGCAAAAACAAUUAAAGGCACUUCGGUUGUUGAACUUAAAAUGUCGGUUAGAUAGUCACGUCUUGAUAACCGAGUUACCUACAAGUAGUUACCGAGUCACACACGAUUACUUACCGAGUACUUACGAAUACUUACCGAGUCUCAUACGAUUACUAGUCUAGGCCACACGUUUACGUACCGUGUGACAUACGAUUACUUACCGAGUCACACACGAGUACUUGCCAAGUCACCCAAGGGUAUCGAGUGAUUCUCUAAGCUGCUUUUAAAACUUACGGGAUAUUCCCGAAAAUUGCCGAUUCAGCGAGAAGUAACGCGUUACUUUCAGAUCAAGGGACUCCCGAAAAGAGUUUACUUGUUAUGUCUAGUUAUGAAAGAUAUAAAUUGUUGUGUCUUGUUCCAGUUUAUAAAGAAAUCACACGAGAUUAUUUGCAAAAACCACAUUUCGGAAAAACAUUUUCCAUAGAUUAUAUUUGUAUUGAUAGUUAUUGAAGUUUAUAAUUUAUUUAGAUUGUAAAUUUAUGUUUAGAUCUCAUUAAACACAUUUUGUUUUGA
Messenger RNA from Nematostella vectensis (starlet sea anemone), 11595 nucleotides. Its product is annotated as TPR and ankyrin repeat-containing protein 1. Lineage: Eukaryota; Metazoa; Cnidaria; Anthozoa; Actiniaria; Edwardsiidae. The transcript has 26 exons. Gene Ontology annotation, molecular function: protein binding. The coding region runs from base 417 to 11030 and encodes 3537 amino acids. The record is from RefSeq and is a predicted model, not a curated record.